This is a messenger RNA of Cuscuta europaea, 1148 nucleotides long. The record is from the annotation of a GenBank genome assembly. NCBI's taxonomy places the organism in Eukaryota, Viridiplantae, Streptophyta, Magnoliopsida, Solanales, Convolvulaceae.
GUUUUGAAGUUGAUGCUCCAAGUUCAAGUGUUGUUGCAGAUGUUAAAGAGGCCUGUGGAAUAAUAGUUCAGGGAGAAGAUUUGAUUGAGAAACACACCGAUAUUGACCUGGAUGCAAAAGGGCGCUGGACAAGGACUAGAGUUGCAAAAGUUAGUCUUUUGAUUUGCCCAUUCUGGUUCUUGGCACAGCUCACUUUUAAUCUGUCACUCAAGUACACAACAGUUACGUCCAAUACCAUCCUAAGUACAGCAUCCAGCUUGUUUACCUUUCUGGUAUCCGUUGUGUUCUUGGGAGAGAAUUUCACAUGGGUGAAGCUGCUUAGUGUUCUGCUUUGUAUGGGUGGAACAAUCAUUGUAAGCUUGGGUGACUCAAAGUCCGGAGCAUCUGUUGCCUCUUCAAAUGCAGUUCUUGGAGACGUACUUUCUCUUCUCUCAUCAGCCUUAUAUGCUGUUUAUAUAACCCUUAUUCGUAAGAAGCUGCCCGAUGACGACGAUGAGAAGUGUGGUCGUGUUAGUAUGGCACAGUUUCUUGGUUAUUUAGGUCUAUUCAACCUUUUGCUUUUCUUACCAGUGUUUCUUAUACUUAACAUUGCCAAACUUGAACUAUUUACGGCUAUUACCUGGAAGCAGCUUGGUCUCAUUGCUGGUAAAGGAUUGCUCGAUAACGUGUUGAGUGAUUACCUAUGGGCAAAAGCAAUCCUUUUGACUACAACUACAGUCGCAACAGCUGGGCUAACAAUUCAGGUCCCAUUGGCUGCCAUUGUGGAUUCACUCACAGGAAAUUCACCUGCUCUUACGGAUUAUAUUGGAGCAACUGCUGUAAUGAUGGGUUUUGCCGGCAUUAAUAUACCUUCAAAUGCAUGUUCAAAAUCUGAAGAAUCAAAUAUUGAAUUAGAAGGUGGAAAUUCUCUGCCCGCCCAACAAGAUCAUGCCACGCCCCUGUAGAUGAAGAACUGCAUGCUAUUUGUUAAUAGUGAUCUGUUGUUUUGUGUUUUUGAGUGAAAUGCCUAACAUUUUUUAAUGUCAUUGUGGACAAGGGAUUUGAGGAACACAUUUGAUUCUUUAUGUUGGUGUUAUAUACACAUACGUUAUGUACAGAAACUAUGAAGCACUAUGAGCAAAUGAAAUUUUAUUUCGCGGACGCAAAAC